Molecule: messenger RNA, 210 nt
Organism: Trametes versicolor FP-101664 SS1
Lineage: Eukaryota; Fungi; Basidiomycota; Agaricomycetes; Polyporales; Polyporaceae
Exons: 3
Coding region: 1-210 (69 amino acids)
Source: RefSeq, a predicted model, not a curated record
AUGUCCGACUUCGGAAACAACCAGCAGGGCGGCAACGUCCAGGGCGGGCAGCAGGGCGGCGAGAAGGCCGACUGGCUCGACAAGGGUAUCGAGGCUGCUGGGGACAAGGCGGGCGUGAACAUCAGCCAGAAGAACGCGGACACUGCGGGCGACUUCGCGAACAAGGAAGUCAAGCAGAAGGAGGGCUUCAACCUUCCCGGUGUCAACUAA